Aspergillus bombycis is the source of this 1161-nucleotide messenger RNA. RefSeq lists its product as uncharacterized. The coding region runs from base 1 to 1161 and encodes 386 amino acids. The record is from RefSeq and is a predicted model, not a curated record. The transcript is spliced from 4 exons. NCBI's taxonomy places the organism in Eukaryota, Fungi, Ascomycota, Eurotiomycetes, Eurotiales, Aspergillaceae.
AUGGCCGUUCUACAUUCGUUCCUUUCCCCUGUGUUACUGCUUGCAGCAUGGGCAAAUACUUGGCCCUUCGCUCUUGCCCAGGCUCGCGGACCUAGAGAUAUAAAAAAUAUGUUUCAGGUUAGCUUCAAUCCUGAUGUGGCAGGGAACUGUGCUGGCCGAGAGAAUGAUUUCUCACAGAUCAUUGAGGAUGCCUACAUCUUAUCAAAGGCUGGUAUUCGGGCAGUCUCGGAUUCCAUGGACAAGGAUUCAAAGACACGAUCCGAGGCGGACAGACUGGUGAGAGCAAUCUUUCAAGACCCGUCUGAUGAGGAACGGGGGAAGAUUACAAGGAGGUUCAAGUUUGUCAGGAACUUCUUCCAAGAGGAGAGCACGAUUCUCCACGGUGCAUCUAAGAACAAACCGUACCUGUUCUGCAGCGAUUCGUGGAGAAUCCGUGAGGAUAUGAGUAGCCAAAUGAAGGACGCGGAGGGCAACCUCAUGAAAGAUGAAAAAGGCUCCCCAUACCUGAUCAAAGACGACAAGAGGAUGAAGUCGCGCCAGAAGGCGGCAAUGAGGGAAUUGGGAGCAUCUAAAGCAAAAUAUGUCUUUCCGUACUGGUGCGAUGGCCUCAAAGCCUACAUGUUUGACAAAGCUUUCGGCAACGACCCUACGCAAGGCCCCUGCAGCUCUGGUGAAAAGAUUCUUGGAUACACGGUCUGGGAAUCAAAAGUGGGCAUUGGCGCUGUCGUGCUCUGCAAUGAGGCCUUCGUCGGUGGCAGAUUACGUUCGGUUAAGGUUGACCCCUUCGACGACAGUGUUUUUGCCAAGGGCAACAAGCCUCCCCUAAAGAAAACGGCCAUUAAGACGGUGUCACCCAUGGCGACAACCUUCUACCACGAGCUUUUCCAUCUCCUGUUUGCAACGGCAAUGGAUCCCGAGAAUGGUGAGGAGUAUCAAUUCAAGCGGAUGACUGGCAAGGAGGCGCGUGUGGGGACCAAAGGGACGCAGGAGACUUUUUCCAAGGAACAAGCUAUCCAAAACCCGCACAGCUAUGUUUAUACUAGCAUUGCGUACGACUAUACGCAAAACGAGAAAUAUACCGGCAAGGAUUCAAACGAUUCUGGGAAGGAUAAAACAUACCCUAUUGAAUUUUACACUGGCUGGGCUACAUACAAUGCAUGA